UACCAACUAAUAAUCAACCAUGACUGAACUCGUACUAUAUUAAUUUAUUUAUCUAUCUUAGUUUGAUUCAUUAAAAAUAUAUACUUAAGAAAUAUAUUUAUUUGUGAAUAAUUAAAUACGUAGGUUCUUUUGUUUUAAAAUUUUUGUAAAUUUUUAUCAACAAACUCUAAAACAUCACAGAAAAUGACGUUACCACGUGUACGACGGCAUAUAAAUUCAUAACAAUAAGCGAUUGAACAUGUAAUUAAGUGUAAACAUCUUCUUUGAAUUAACAACGAAAAACAAAUAUAUAUAUAUAUCAUCAUGACAAUCAAUAUUGGAGCAAAUAUCCGAAUUAACAAACUAGGAUUAUGUUUAUUUAUUAUUUUUUUAAUUAUUUUAUAUCUAUAUGCCAUUCGUGAAUCUCCAUACUUAGCAAAGAAUAAUAAUCGUGAUUUUGUUUCUUUAAAAAAACUCCUUGCUACAUCAAUUCGUGCUGCAGAGCUUGGAGGAUUGGAAAUUGUCAAUGUUUAUAAAAAAUCUAAAGUUUCUGUAACAAUUAAAGGAAAAACUAAGGAAAAUGUUGAUGAUCCAGUUACUACAGCAGAUUACAAAUCACAUUGUGCAAUGUACAGCUAUUUGUCAACUUUAUUUCCAUCAAUGACUGUCAUUUCUGAAGAACAUUCUGUAGGAUGUGAUUCACAACUAGCAACAGAUGUCAAUAUAUUUGAUACAACUAUUUUAGAACAAAUAGAUAUUAGAUAUGAUGUAGCUGUGGAUGUUGAAGAUAUCACUGUGUGGAUUGAUCCUCUUGAUGCCACAAAAGAAUUUACAGAAAAUUUAUUGGAGUAUGUAACUACAAUGGUUUGUGUAGCUAUAAAAGGAGUUCCUAUGAUUGGAGUCAUUCAUAAACCUUUCGAACCCCAACAGACUUAUUGGGCUUGGGUUCAUCAUGGAGUUUCUAAUAAUUUGAUGAAUUUAUUAAAGCCGAAAUCUAAUGAUCCUCCAGUACUCAUUGUAUCUCGAUCACAUGCAGGAAAAGUUCACAAUAUCUCUAAAACAGCUUUAGGGGAUGAUGUAAGAAUUAUUUCUGCUGCUGGAGCAGGAUAUAAAUCCCUUGAAGUAGCUGUAGGGAAUGCAACAGCUUAUAUUCAUGUAACAGCUAUAAAAAAAUGGGAUAUUUGUGCUGGUGCUGCAAUAAUUAGUUCUCUUGAUGGGGUUGUAACAUCUUUAUCAGGAAAGCCGAUGACUGAUUUUGGAUCUAUUGAUGCAGUAGUUUUAGAGAAUGGUCUUUUAGCAACAAUAUCAAAUCAUAAAUGGUACCUGGAUAGAUUUGCCGGCUCUCCAAUAGCUGAGGGAUAAUUUUUGUUUUUGAAAUACAUUAUUGAAUGGAAA
Chelonus insularis is the source of this 1374-nucleotide messenger RNA. RefSeq names its product putative inositol monophosphatase 3. Gene Ontology annotation, cellular component: endomembrane system. Gene Ontology annotation, molecular function: 3'-nucleotidase activity. The coding region runs from base 304 to 1341 and encodes 345 amino acids. The record is from RefSeq and is a predicted model, not a curated record. Lineage: Eukaryota; Metazoa; Arthropoda; Insecta; Hymenoptera; Braconidae. The transcript has 4 exons.